Messenger RNA from Acaromyces ingoldii, 2626 nucleotides. RefSeq lists its product as hypothetical. The record is from RefSeq and is a predicted model, not a curated record. The transcript has 12 exons. Bases 165 to 2555 code for a protein of 796 amino acids. NCBI's taxonomy places the organism in Eukaryota, Fungi, Basidiomycota, Exobasidiomycetes, Exobasidiales, Cryptobasidiaceae.
GACGGGACCGCUAAUUGCAGCGCCUUGGCGGCCUAUGUCCGAGACUAGGGUAACGAUCUGACUCGCGGGGUCGUUUCAUGGAGCACUGUGCGAUCUCACGACCUGCUUUUCUCCCUUUUGACCACCACAACCCCGGUCGACAUCGCUGAUCGACUUGGGCGAGGAUGAAAUUCAAACUGGGAAGGCGUUUCGCGUCGUCCGACAAAGACAGCGUCUCGUCGCCACCUGUGUCGGCGUCAUCGCCUUCACUGCCACUAACGCCUGCAAGCUGUCCACCUGUGCCAGUCAGAGGAUUCGAUCAAGAUCAUGGUAGGGUCGAGGGCAUUCCUCAACCACUCGGAAAUGGAAGCCCCAGGAGCAAAUUGAAUGUCCGGCAAGAUGAGCUCAAGGCCAAGAGACGUCCUUCUUCGGCAUCUUCCCAUCGUUCUUUCAGCUCGUCCUUUGCCAUGCAACAACAGAUGCCUCCGCUUCCUUCGUCACCGUCAUUCCCGCUUGCCAUCGCAAAGCAACGGCCCAGAACGAGCGAUGGAAGAAUGCGGAGCUCUUCGACCCCUGGACGGUUCAAGUCGAAGUCUCCGAAGCCUGGGGCCACGGUCAUACCUGUUCCUUCGAGGGACUCACCUCGCUCGAGGAUAUCUGCGCAAGGCUCGCUGGAGCAAGAGAGCUCAUUUGAAGAAAACAGAAAGAGAGGCAGUCUUCGGUCUUCCCUCGAGAGCGGUGGUGGAGCAACGGUCAGCAGCUCCUCAGGAACACGGUUGCGGAGGAUCGGUGGGGAAUGGACAGUGCACACGGGAGAAGAAGAACUUAUCAUUGCUGUGGAUCUGGGUACGACAUACAGUGGCGCAUCUUACUGCCUACUAAGACCUGGCAAGAAGCCCCGGAUAGAAGACGUCAAAUGUUACCCUGGACAGUCUACUUCGAACAACAAGGUGCCCAGUCUCGUGCUGUACGAUGCUCGAGGCGUGCCUUCUCUUUAUGGCGCCGAAGCUGCGGAAGGCUCGCCAGCUGCCUCGCGAGUACUCGAAGAAGGUGGUGCGGUAGCCCGCUGGUGGAAAAUGUCGCUCAAGCCGACCCACAUCGAGCUCGGUCGAAUUCGUAGCGACGAAGACACCAAAGGCCAUCCAAUAAUGAAUCCGCUACCUUUUGGCAUACGUGCAGAAGAGGUCGCGGCACACUUUCUGUCGUACAUCGUUUCUUGCGUUGGAACCCAAAUUGUCUCGCGACUUCCCAAUGGAGCGGCGCUGCUGGAGUCUUUGGCAGCGAGAACCAGAUACGUCAUAACCGUACCGAAUGGAUGGGAAUUGCCACAGCAACAAAUGCUACGCGAGGCUUGCAUCACAGCAGGACUCGUCAGUCGCGAAAGCGCCAACCUCGUUGUUUUCGUGACCGAAGCGGAAGCGAGUAUCAACUUCUGUGCGCAGAGCGACUCAUCAAGCAAUUGGCUCGAGCAGGAGGGACAACACCUCAUUGUUUGUGAUGCUGGAGGGGGAACGAUUGACAUCAGCUCGUACAGGGUUGAGAGCACCAGCCCUACUUUGUCUCUUGUGGAGACAUCGCCAAGCGAAUGCCUCCUAGCUGGCGCAACGACAAUCGAUCGACGAGCUCGAUCGUCAAUACAAAAACGGCUAGCUGGGACGGAAUGGGACAACAAGGAGGACCUCGAUGAUCUCCAAGCGAGAUUCAGCACGACUAUCAAAGAAGCUUUUUCGGACCCGUCUGAGGAAUACCACCUCGCACUUGCCAGCCGCAAUGUCAAUGUCGAGGCCCUAGGUAUCCGAAAGGGCAAGCUCGUCUUUUCAGGAAAGCAAGUGGCGGCGCUCUUUGAGCCUUGCGUUCGACAAACAGAGAGGAGUCUACGUGAGAGAGUCUAUGCGCUCGGUCAAAAUUGCAUCACAAUCGCCAUGGUUGGUGGCUUCUCCGAGUCCAACUAUUUCCGGAACGAGCUGCAAGAGAGGCUCGGAGACCUCGUCAUUCUCUGCAAGCCAGACGAGGUGACCUCGAAAGCAGUCGCUUCAGGCGCAGUGGCCUGGCUCAUGGAGGGCGUCGUCGAAAAGCGGGUUGCAAAGCUCCACUAUGGCAUUCGCUGCAGCACUCUGUACCGGCCCGAUGAGACAUCGCACAUCGCCCGUUUCGACCAACGCUUUGUGGGAAAAGACGGAAGGACACGCUUGCCCGGUAGUUUCGGCGUCGUUAUGAGCAGGGGUUACAUGGGACAUCAGGACGACGAGCACAUCGAGCGCUUCCAACUCGCCUGGAGGACCGAUCAGAGUCUGAUCAAAGACAUUGGGCUCUUCGUGUACAGAGGUGAAGAGGCUGAGCCCCCUGAAUUUGUCGAUGAACCGGGAUUCGAGGAGCUUGCACGGUUCCGCGUCGACAUGAAUGUGUUCCGUGGCUUGCUUCCCAUGCAGGUCACGCCCCAGGGAUCCAGCUACCACGCCGACAUCCAGCUGGCGAUGCGCCUCAACGGGCCUGAGCUUUCAGCCCAAGUCCUCUACCAGAGCGGUGGCCGAUGCUUCAAAGGUCCCGUCACAGUCAUUUUGAGUCAGGUCCAUUGACACGAUAACAUUGAUCUCCGCCCUUGUGACCGAAAGUCAUUGCGCUUUCUCAGUUGCGUUUCAUUCACGAU